AUGCAUGUCUGGAAACCUCCGCCGCGCGAACCCCCUGACCGGAACCCCUUUGCCGCGCGGAAACCCCCCACCGAACCCCCCAGUUGCGUGCGUGCAACCCCUGACCGACCCCGUCAGCCGCGAGCAAAACCUCCGACUGGACCCCUUAGCCGCGCACGGAACCCCCUGACCGACCGGACCUCCCAACAGCGUGCGCGAAACCCCGACCAGACCCCUCAGCCGCGCGCAACCCCCGACCAGAAACCCCAGCAGCACGCGGAAACCCCCAACCGAACCCCCUCAGUCGCGCGCGCGCUCCCCUCGACUAGCCCCCAACCACCAGCCACCAGCCACCAGCCACCAACGACAAGAGAGAAUGAGAGACGAAAGAGAGAUUGA
Cajanus cajan (pigeon pea) is the source of this 378-nucleotide messenger RNA. The record is from RefSeq and is a predicted model, not a curated record. NCBI's taxonomy places the organism in Eukaryota, Viridiplantae, Streptophyta, Magnoliopsida, Fabales, Fabaceae.